GGUGUGAAGAUAAAUUACGCAAAAUAAAUAACUAUACAAUUGUUCACAUGUUUGCUAGCUAGCUUGAGCCUCGCGUUGAAUCAGAGACUUUGUAAUUCAACAUUGAUGACGACCUUGCCAAUUUGUUGACAAUGCCUCCAUCACAUACUCCUACUGUCAAUUAUCAAGAGCAUUUCGGGAUUGAUAACAAUACUAGGAGAAGACGUACCGCCAAUCCAUUCGAUCAAAAUAAUGUUACUCCCGUCCAGGGCAUGUUAUCAUUGGGGGGAGAUGCACAAGAUGAACACGAUUCAACCACAGGCACAGAAGAUUUGAGUGAAGGAGACGAUGACGGAGAGGAUGAGUCUGAAGGCGAUCCUGCCAUUGAAGAUCUAGAAAACUUGGACGAGGAUAUAGGUUUGGAAGAUGUCGCAGUUGAAGAAAUCGUAACUAGAAUCAGAACCAAAACCUCUUGAACUCGAAGAUGUCUGCUCUCACUUCGCACUCUCUCAGUCCCAACCGGUCAACUUGCACCAGUAGCACAGCAAUUCGAUUCUACCAUGGAUAAUACACCAUUAUUCGACCCUGCCGCUCUCGGGUUGAAGGAGAUUGGAAAUUUGGCUAGCUGGACUGUUUCUAGUAGUAAGCCUGGCUGUGGAGUUCUUGCACUUCGGGACGACGACACAAAUUUGUUUUGGCAAUCCGAUGGACCCCAGCCUCAUUACCUCAACAUCCACUUUGCCAAAUUCGCCAAAAUUCGAGCCAUUCGAAUAUUCCUUGAUUUCGAAGCCGAUGAAUCUUACACUCCAACACGUAUCCAGUUGCUUGGGGGCACAGGCUACCACGAUCUAAUUCCGUUCUCUGAACUCUCGUUUGUUCAACCGAAAGGCUGGAUUGACGUCAACCUUGAUCACGUAGGAGGAGGUUCAGAUGGAAAAACACUUCGCGCAUUCAUUAUUCAAGUUAAGGUGUUGGAAAAUCACCAGAAUGGCAAGGAUACACAUGUUCGUGGGCUGAAGAUAUAUUCUCAUGAUGAACGUCAUGAGUCUCCUCCGCCAUCAUAUCUCGGUGAGGAGGAGGAUGACACCUGCUCUUCAAUUGAUCCGAAUGAAUUUGGAGGGCCUGACGACGAUUUGAAGCAUGGAGAUUUCGGCAAUGAUGAUCAAUUCUGGAAAGACUUCACGCAGGCAAGAAUGGGUGAACACAAGAUGCCAAACCUAAGUGGUUUGAGCGAGCCUGGAUUUAUGUCUGAGCCUGAAUUGCGUUGAUUAUACUACGAUCAGUUGAUUAAUACUACAUUACAAUUGGUGGUAGUCUUAUUGGGAGUUAUUAGGAGUCAUUAAGAUACCCUGGGCUUGUAUGACAAUACUGGAUACGUAGUUUCAUGAUAAGAAGAGUACAGUUCCAUUCCUUACAUUCUCAGUCUUGCCCUUUGAUAAGAUGGAUACUUCUCGAAAGAUGAAUCAUCUCUAAGUACCUUAGAGGCAAGUGCCCUCUGCACAACUAGACUAUAUCUUUUUAAACGCGAUCCUGUAUCUCCUUUCGAAGUUACCCAUGAUUGUUAAAUUCUAGAAGCAACAUUUCGUCAUAUUACAUUUGAUUUAAUGGAGAACAACUGUCAAUUAGACCAUAUCGAUCAAAAUUCUACUGCUCUGGCUUCCUCGUGCUUUCAUUCGAUUACAAUUGCGUCCCGCCUGUCCCA
Molecule: messenger RNA, 1681 nt
Organism: Botrytis cinerea B05.10
Lineage: Eukaryota; Fungi; Ascomycota; Leotiomycetes; Helotiales; Sclerotiniaceae
Gene: Bcdoc1
Product: Bcdoc1
Exons: 4
Coding region: 132-455 (107 amino acids)
Biological process (GO): protein K11-linked ubiquitination; anaphase-promoting complex-dependent catabolic process
Cellular component (GO): anaphase-promoting complex
Source: RefSeq, a predicted model, not a curated record